Molecule: messenger RNA, 6285 nt
Organism: Pectinophora gossypiella (pink bollworm)
Lineage: Eukaryota; Metazoa; Arthropoda; Insecta; Lepidoptera; Gelechiidae
Gene: ema
Product: protein CLEC16A homolog
Exons: 17
Coding region: 270-3425 (1051 amino acids)
Biological process (GO): endosome to lysosome transport; regulation of autophagosome maturation; endosomal transport
Cellular component (GO): endolysosome membrane; late endosome
Source: RefSeq, a predicted model, not a curated record
AUUACAUUAGUGAAACACGUUCAAGAGUCUAUCAAAAUAAAGAAAAUCUCUCGAUAAAAUCAAAUUAAAGACAAAGUUAGUGUUCAAUUUAGUAAAGAACAAAGAUUCUAAUGUGUAGACGUGCGGAAUAAAUCAAGUGUUGCCUUGACUGUGGGGGAAAACAUGUGAACUAGGAUAGGAAUGACGUACUUUGACCAACAUAAACUAUUGUAAACGCGUGGAAAUGUGCUGUUUUUCUUGAUAAUCAGUGAAUUUUUUAAAGUGUCGUCAUGUUUCGGAGUAGAAGUUGGUUUGGGGGCGGUUGGGGGCGGCCCAAGAAUCCGCAUUCGUUGGAAAGACUGAAGUAUUUACAUAACAUCCUGUGCAAAAACACAACAGUGUCUGAAAGCAAUCGCGGUACACUGGUAGAGUCUCUAAGAUGUAUAGCUGAGAUCCUCAUAUGGGGAGACCAGAAUGAUAGCUCAGUGUUUGAUUUCUUCCUCGAAAAGAACAUGCUGUCAUACUUCUUGAAGAUAAUGCGUCAAAAGUGUGGAGGGUCCUCCUAUGUCUGUGUACAGCUGCUGCAAACCCUCAACAUAUUGUUUGAGAACAUCCGCAAUGAAACCUCAUUGUACUACCUCCUGAGCAACAACCACGUCAACUCGAUAAUCGUGCACAAGUUUGACUUCUCCGAUGAAGAAGUGAUGGCGUACUACAUAUCCUUCCUGAAGACGCUCAGCCUGAAGCUCAAUAACCACACCAUACACUUCUUUUACAAUGAGCAUACAAAGGACUUUCCGCUUUACACGGAGGCCAUCAAGUUCUUCAACCACUCGGAGUCAAUGGUGCGCAUUGCCGUGCGCACUCUUACACUGAACGUGUACAGAGUGCAGGAUGCCAGCAUGCUGCGGUUCAUAAGAGACAGAACUGCUGCUCCUUACUUCAGCAACCUUGUGUGGUUCAUUGGAAAACAUAUAUUGGAACUGGACGCGUGUGUUAGAAACGACGCUGAUAACCUUACCCUUUCAAGCCACCAAUCGCAACAGAAGCUGGACGAUCUAGUCGCAGAACAUCUAGACCAUCUCCACUAUAUAAACGAUAUUCUUUGUCUGAACAUUCCUGAUUUAAACGACGUAUUGACUGAGCAUCUACUGCACAAACUGCUGGUGCCUUUGUACAUUUACUCUCUUACAUCAGAGACCAGACCAAACACAUCGCCUUACAACAAAGAACAGAUACAGAGCAUAGAAGUGAUCACACGGAAUCUAGAAGCUAUCCUAAAAGGGAAGAGUUCAGAAUCUCCCUUCUCAAGGCAAAUGGUUGAGUCAGAUGAGGAAACGAAGCCGUCCGUCUCGUGUGUAGUUGCUCUAUUCCUCCUAUCACAAGUAUUUCUGAUAAUAACUCAUGGACCAAUUGUCCAUGCUCUGGCCUGGAUCAUACUUCAGUCUGACGUCACUGUAUUCGAAGACGGAGCCACGAAGAUACUAGAAAUGUACAUUAGUAACGCAAAGUCCAAUGUUAAGUUGGAGUUUUCCAAGCCCCAACUCAGUCUCGAGAAGGCUCUAGAAAGUUCUUCGGGACAUGAUAGAGAUUAUACAACUCCAGAGUACACUGGACCAAAAACGUUCGGAUAUGACUUAGACAAUACUGAUCAGUCCAGUUGUGAUUUAGAUCCGGAACUAGUUUCUACUUCUCUACCCUCAACAUCCCAUAUUAGUGAGUCUUCAAGCAUUGCGAACGAUUCCACAGAAGACCUAGUAACUCAAAUACAUUCAGUGAAAGCGUCAGUAAAGGAAAACAUGCCGGAUUCGCCGUUACCAGAUUCUGGCAUUGAAUCAAGUUCGUCGAAGAUCUCCGAAUCAAAUAUCACUGACGAAGAGAAACAGAAGUUGCUGAGUGCGAGUUCGAGCGCGUCCACUAAGAAGAUUACGUUAGAGAAUAUUCUAGAAAGGCAAAGUAGAGAAAUAGAGAAGAGACCGUUUUUGAAGACAAUACUUGACUCCCUGGAUUGUAAUGAAAAUGACUAUAAGGCUCUUUUCGCCCUGUGUCUGCUCUUUGCACUAAUAAAUAACAAAGGUGUAAACACGGAACUUCUGGACACGCUUCUAUGUCCAGAGCCAGAGGAGAUUGCGAAUUCAUUUAGUACUAUUUCAACUACUGAUGGUGCUAGUCGUCAAGAUGAAGCAGGGAAAGAUCCAGGAGCAUCAAAUACCCCAGUUCCGAAGAAACCCAUGCAGAGUUUUAACGCCCUGCUGAUACAUAAGCUACUGGCUAUCACCAAUCUAGCUUGUAAACCAACAUCAAAAGUCCGGCUGGUGACCCUGGAGCUGAGCGUGACGCUGGUGAGGAUAGCGAUGCAGGGCGCGAGCGGCGUGGCGGGCGCGCGGCACGUGGCCGGCUGCGACGCGCUGCGCACGCGCGCCGCCGCGCUCGCCAGGAACCUCUACAAGUGCGACGACAUCUUCCUCGACAUGUUCGAGGACGAGUAUUGCGAGAUGAGCAAACGUCCUCUGAAUGUGGAAUGGCUCUGCAUGGACGCGGCGAUACUGUUGCCGCCGACACGGACGCCGAUGUCUGGGAUCGCCUUCGCUAAACGACUGCCCAGUGGAGAGAUGGAAAGAGCCCGCCGCGCAAUAAGAACAUUCUUCCUAGUCAGGGACCUGUAUUUGAAAGUGGCUGGUAAACCUGAAACCCAGCUGCCCUUAGCAAAUCCCGCGCCCUUCGUGCAGGUUGGAGAUGUACUAGACCUUAAUGAUUCAGACCUGAUAUCCUGUGAUAUCAUUCAGAAGGACGGGACAUGGCACCACAGGUUUCUAGCGGUGGACAAUAUACAGAUAAUUUUAGUGGAACCUGACAAACAACGGCUAGGCUGGGGCGUCGCUAAACUUGUUGGCAGUCUACAGGAUUUGGAGAUCCAAGGCGACAAGGACGACCCACGGUGCCUGCACCUGACGAUCCACAAGCCGCGCGUCGGCGCCAGCGGCGCGCUGCCGCGGACCGUGCUCUUGCGCGCCAAAUUCAAAUUCGAUGAUCACAUCCGCAGUAUGGCCGCUAAGCAGCGGCUUACAAAGGGCCGCACGAAAUCCCGCCAAAAGAAGAUGCAGCAAAUAGGUCGACUUCUAGAAGUAUCAGGCAUGGCCGCUCCGUCCCUGGCGCCGAGACAUCGACCCUUGUUCACGCGCCCCGGUCUCUCUGCGAUACGACGCUCCACAGGCGCGGAUGGUGACGACAUGGACCGUCGCUUGCGCCGACCGAGCUCGCACAUGCUGAAGGACGGCAUCGUCGUCUACCGGGAGAGGACCACCAGUCGAGAGAGCAGUGUAUCUAGAAGCAGCAGUACUCACGGCUCGCGUGAGGGCUCACCGCGCGCCCGCUCCGAAGACAUCCCUCUAGAAGACAUCAAACGCACUGCCCCCGUGCCUAAACCCGUUGUUACUAUGCAGUAACGGCCCGUACACUAAGUACCAUCGCAUGUUACUGGACUGAGUGUCAGCCAAGCACAUCAGCGGUCCAGAAGGCGAGCUCAGAAGAAACAUCGUUCAUAUCGGGCGAGCCGCGGCCGCGUCGGAAAGGCAUCGUCGAGACCAUUUGAUAUUAGACCCCCGCUCACGAGCUUCACAGAUAACCUUGCAGUAAGAUAAUAACUAGUUUUUAUGACAUAAUAUUGCGUCACUAAUUGCAGUGAAGGGAUAAUUAAAGCACAUAAUAACGGGUUCUUACCGCGUUUAAAUGGAGAUAUGAGACUCCCGAUAUUUCGAGACUGUAGUGAAGGUCUACUCCAUGAACCAGGCAGAUAGGUUGACCGCAGCCAAUUUGACGUAGGUAUUCUUAGAUGACUAAAAUUGCGAUUCCAAAGAACUCGGCAGGACGACAAUGACACAACAUAAGCUCACGACUAUAUCGCGAUUGGGGUAGGCAGAAGUACAUCCAUCACAAAGUGAACUAAGUACCUACCCACGCCUCACCGUGAUUUCUGUUAGAUCAACUUCAUAAAUGGUGAGCCGUAUUGCCGUCUAUAAUGGUCGAGCCAACUGUGUUAUUGAAAACUACAGAUAAAUUAAUGCAAGUCCGGUACUGGUGUUCGAUCUAGCGCUCUUCGUUUGAGUGACUUAAAACAGUGGGUUAGGAUGACAAACACGACAGUGAGCAGUAUUGAUUUGUAUGCCGACUGCCGUGUACCGUUGUUCGGAAUUGUACUUAAACAGGCUUCAAUGAGCCAUAGUAUUAUAUAUCAGUGAGGAUUGGCUGUCCCAGUUCCACAUACAAGACCUGAGUUGUUUUAGAAUUGAUUUUAUUAAGACUUAUCAAACAGUUUUUAUACUUAUCCUGCUGCUGAUUUUAGGACAGUAUCAAUUUUAAAGUAACUUAUAUUUAAAGACCUUUUUACUAUACAUAGGGCACAUAGUAAAUUGAGUUUUUCUAUGUGAAGUGUCAUGUUUCUUGAAAAAUAAAAAGUGUGGAUACCUUAUUAUGUAAUUAGAGACGCAAUGUUUUAAUCUGUAUCGAAAUCAUGACGCGUUUGACGUGUAUUUUAAUAUAUUCAGAUUUAAGGUUUUAAAGAUUCCGCCAUGUCGUUGCUCUGGCAUAAGAAAUAAGGAUUUUAAAUGUUAUAACUGGAUUUAAAGUAAUUGUCUUUCGAAUUAAUUUUAUUACUUCAUACAUAAUGACCAUUUCUCAUUAAUAGUAUUAUCAAAAUGUAUGUUUCCAAUAAAUAUCAGGUUAAUUUAAUCGGAAUCUCAAUGAUAAAACAUGACAGGAUUGUAAGAAUAAAGUUACGAAGAUGUAAUUUGAUGGCUAUGGAUUGUGCCAAGUUAUAGUAUGUGUGCAUUUGUUGGUUACACGUCAAUGUUUGCUAAUCGCUUGAUAGAUUAUCCGUGAGGGUCUAUAUUGGUGUUGAUUAGCAAUAAAAUAACAAUUAAGUAGUAACCAUGUCGACAAAGCUAUUUGGUAUCGAUACCACAGUUUGACUACCUAAAGCAGAGCCAAUUUAACAAAGAAGCCGGCAUGGAAAAUUUAUCCUUAUAACUGCGGUACUUAUAAUAUCAAUUUACCCUGGCAAAAAAAAACAACGGCACUUUGUUUUAAUGUCAAAUGAUGGCAUAACAGAAAACAAACUGUAUCAGCAUCAGGGGGUCUAAUAAGGCUACAUCGAAUGAAUUCAUCUAAAAAUAAAUAUAAAUUCAAUUAUUUUUUUAAUAAAGUAAAAUAUUUAUUAAGUCAAAAACAAUUUGCACGAUAAAUUUACAGGAAUUACUGCACUCAAUUUCAAUUUGACAUUCGUGAAUAAAAGGUAAGUGCGCAAUGUCGACAAAAUGUCGAAUAGCAAUAUUGUUUUUUUAGAUCAAUUGCUUCAUUGUGGCUUUUUGAACCCCUCAGUUCUCUUGUAGCCUAGUCGACAAUAUUUUUCUAGUUUCCAAAAUUUUGUAUCGAUAACAAAAAAACAACGCACAAACGUGUCCCAAUAUCUAUUGAUAUAUACAAAAAAUAGACUAAAAAGAAUAAAUUUCUUGGUUUUAAGAUCUCAGAUUAUAAUAUUAAAUCAAUGAAUGUGAAAAAUCUCAGAGCAACACGGGCCUCCGUCAUGUACCUAGCGAAUGACCGUAACAAAAUGCGAAACUAAUUCCAAUUUACAUGUAUUUCGGUUGUAAUAUUCGGUAUCCUACAGGAUAUGGACAUUCGCUAGAUACAGACAUGACGCCGUCACAUUCGAUUAAACCUUGACCGUGUAAGUGAGGCUUCUUGAGACUUCGUUGAGGCUUGCCCAGAGGGAUGCUAAAGGCUGUAUAGAUAGAAGAAAUGUCAAUGUAUGAAUGUAAAAGCUAUAAGUAUAGAUAGAAAAGUUCGCUUGAUAUUCUCUGAUGGACGAGUGAGUAUUUAUAAUUAUAUAAAAGCUUGUCAAUUGCAAGAAGAAGUGGGAAAAGUGAAAGAAUAUAUUUACUAACCAUUUGACUAUGUCCAUAUCAUUUGGAAGUAAUUAAUUAAGGGUAGUAUUAAUAAACUAAUCUCAGCUGAGACUGCCCUUAAGAUCAUGCUGCCCUGUUUUUAUAUAAGAACGGUCACUUUGACAUGAUCUUGAGGGCAGUCUCGAAGCUGAGAUUAGUUUAUGUCCUACCUUUAAUCCACAUAUUAGCAUGGAAUUAACAAUAAUAAAUAUAGAAAACAAUAUAGAUAAAUAAAGAUCGGCAACCACCCCCCCCCCCCCCCGCGCCAAUUCGUAUCGGGUGCAUACCUCACCCCCUUCUGGAUCUCAUUUAGUCUUAAAUGGCUGUAAGCUGGUAGCGAGUAAGGGGAACUCGGACUGUAUCU